Molecule: messenger RNA, 1434 nt
Organism: Eutrema salsugineum
Lineage: Eukaryota; Viridiplantae; Streptophyta; Magnoliopsida; Brassicales; Brassicaceae
Product: putative E3 ubiquitin-protein ligase XBAT35
Exons: 9
Coding region: 112-1170 (352 amino acids)
Source: RefSeq, a predicted model, not a curated record
GUGUUUUCGUAAUAGUUUCCCCUUUUGUUUUACAAUAUUAUAUAUAGAAUUGCUUUUCCAUUUUUCAUUCAUCACUUUAUUUCAUUUUUAUUUUCCUAAUUCUGUGUGAUAAUGGGGCAACUGUUUGAACAAGUGAGUCACAAGGAUAACGAAGAUACCAAAUCCCAUUGCCAUGAAGAUGCAGGACUCGAGUGUGUUGAUAAAGAAGGAAGAACGCCAUUAAUCUCAGCUUGCACGAAAUCAGAGCUAUUUGACGGUGAAAAAACUCUGCUUCAGUUGGGUUCCGAUGUCAAUGCUUUUCUUUCUGCAUAUCCAAUGAUUCGGAAUGAUGAUUCUCAGACACCUCUUAAGGUUGCUAGAGCUAAAGGUUACAGUAAUAUUGUACGCACGAUUGAGAGUCACAUAUGUUUGUUCUCUGGUUGGAUGCGUGAAUUUUAUGGCCCUAGCUAUGUUGAAUUGUUUGCUCCCCAGCUUCUUUCAAGAAGAGUAUGGGUAGUUAUCGUACCAACUGGUUCACAAAAUCCUACAAAGCCUUUCAAGUUGGAGUUGGUUGUGUAUGCUAGUCUUCAGGAUGCACAACCAAGGACGGUGAUCCCUUUGUGGAAAGCCAAGUUGGAGGAACCAAAAUCAGAUCAGUCUGAUGCUUCAGUGAUGAUUGGUAAUAACUCCACAAGUCCAACGCGCAAGAGGCAAAGAAGAAGGGGAUACAUCUCUCAUGCAAGGCGUUGGGCUCAAGUAGAUUGGCAAAUGCGGCUUAAGCUGGCACCUGCGAAGAGAGGCGACAUCCAACAGCUAAAUUGGUUUUGCGAGGCGUGUAAAGGAAUUCCACAGCCAUUGAAUCCUCCAAUAUGUGAAAACAACGUUUCCAAUGAGGUUGCGCCAUCAGUUUAUCCUUUGAGAGCUGUAGCGGCAGUAGAAGACGGUUCCAUACACUAUCCAUCGGUCGAUGUCGACCUCUCACUCCCUUGUGAAAAAUGUGAGGAUAAAGAAGAUGGUGGAGGAUCUAGAGUGUGUGUAAUAUGUGUGGAUUCAUCAUCUGAAGCAGUGUGUGUGCCGUGUGGACACGUUGCUGGAUGCGUUUCUUGUUUGAAAGAGAUCAAAGACAAGAAAUUGGGAUGUCCUGUCUGUUGCGCCGAUAUUGAUCAGGUUAUUAAGCUAUACCAUGUUUGAAACACGAAAGGACAGAGGGAUCAUCGAAUCUCCUUUCUCUAUGGCUGAAAGAUACAAUUCAAGCAUAAUGGAUCAUGGGUAGUUAUGUUUAUCAUCUAUUUCUCUGUUACAGCUUACAAGUUAUUAGAGUCCAUUUUUCUCUCUACAAAAUAUCUUUCCCAUUGUACUAGUGCUUUAUGCUUUAUUUGAAGUUUCAAAUUUUUUUGUUCGGUUAUUUUAAUAAAGUUAAUAAAUAAUAUACAUAUACAACACAUAUUAUAAUAU